Messenger RNA from Gossypium arboreum, 1474 nucleotides. RefSeq lists its product as uncharacterized. Gene Ontology annotation, molecular function: S-adenosylmethionine-dependent methyltransferase activity. The record is from RefSeq and is a predicted model, not a curated record. Bases 384 to 1160 code for a protein of 258 amino acids. NCBI's taxonomy places the organism in Eukaryota, Viridiplantae, Streptophyta, Magnoliopsida, Malvales, Malvaceae. The transcript has a single exon.
UAAAAUCAAUCAACAUAUUUCCAUGUGGCAAUAUAUUAAAAUUUCUCAAUUAAUUACUAUAAAUGAGCUCUACCAACUUUCUUAAUCGAUUACAUAAUUUUUUAACAAUUAAGCUAAAAUUUUAUAUGAAGUAUAGAUGGAUAAAUAGAUCAUUUUAAUAAUAUUUAAUAAUUGGCUUUGAGUUAAUGAAAAAACAGCCACUUUGAGAUCACUACUAUGAUUCCGCUUGUCAUUUUGUCACUGUUGCGCCGGAAAGUAAUAUUUAUUUUAUUCCGCUUUUGCUCCUCCAUUUAAUCCAAUUUCUCCAACAUCCCCCCCUCCCUCUCUACGCGCAUUGCCCAAAGCAAAGUACACCUUUGUUGGGGUUGGUGUUUCUUGCAGGCAUGAAGACGGUUAAAACGAAACCUCCAUUGCUAAAAUACUACUUUCUCACCUUCGCCUCCCUUUCAUUCCUCAUCCUUUUCUUCUUCUUUUCUAAUCAGCGUCGCCACUCCCUAACAUCAUUCCUCACAACCACCGCUGCUACCACCCACACUUCCUCUGCCUCCGAGGUAGACCUCAAAAUCCGACCUGGCUACACCUCCUACGACGCCUACAUCCAACGCCAACUCAACAAAACCCUCAACCCAAAACUACGGAAAAUAUGGAUGACUCGUGACUGGGACCGCAAAAUCCACGUCUUCUCCAAUUUCUUCCGGGAGCUACAACUCCAAAACCUCCUCUCUAACUCUUCCAAGUCCCUCUGCAUCGGCGCCCGGGUAGGCCAAGAGGUCGAGGCUCUCAAACGCGUCGGCGUCUCCGACUCUGUCGGCAUCGAUCUCGUGCCGUCCCCGCCGCUCGUCUUGAAAGGAGACUUCCAUAACCAACCAUUCGACAACGAGACGUUCGAUUUCGAGUUCUCCAACGUGUUCGACCACGCGCUCUACCCGCGGAAGUUCGUUGGCGAAAUCGAGCGGACGCUGAAGCCGGAUGGUGUCUGCGUGUUGCACGUGGCGCUGUCAACGCGUGCUGACAAAUACUCGGCCAACGAUUUGUACAGCGUGAAACCGUUGAUUCAUUUGUUCCAGAGAUCGCAGCUGGUUCGGGUCCGAAAAGUUGACGGCUUCGGAUUGGACACAGAGGUCAUAUUUCGUAAGAAGAAGGCAACCCAACGUUCUUGAUUUCAUUUCUGAUCAUCCAUUGUCAUUCAAUCCUUGUUAAUUACUGAAAAAGGAAAACAAAUUCUGGGAGUAUUGAGUUGUAAAAUGAAAAGGGGAAUGGGCCAUUGAGGGUGAGUAUGAUAAUCAAAGAACAACGGCAUUGACAUUGUUAAAGCAAAGCAAGUUGUGAGUUUAGAUUAAUUAGAAGAGUGGGGUCCUUUGACAAUGAUAUCACCAACUCAUUUCCAUCUGUUCUUAAGUAAACUCAACGCAAACCAAUAUAUAAGGAAAAUUGUAUACUCUUCAUCAUUAUAAAAUUCAUUUGUUUUGUAUAA